AUGGAUACAACGUUCGAUUAUUCAAGAAAAGAGCAACUUUCUUUAGUUGUUCGUUAUAUAAAAGAUUUAAAUGUUUAUGAACGUGUUAUUGCUGUUCAUGAAGUCACUUCCACUACAGGUCAAAAUUUAUUAGAAGUAUUCACAAAAAUAUGUUUGGAAUUAGAUUUGAAUUGGAAAAAAUAUCUUGUCGGUCAGGCCUAUGAUGGUGCAUCAAAUAUGCGUGGAGCUUACAACGGUCUACAAGCUCUUAUUAAAAAGCAUAAUUCUUCAGCCUUAUAUGUAUGGUGUUGGGCACAUCGUCUAAAUCUUAUUAUAACAGACGCAGUUAAUAGUUGUACAGAUUCAGUUAAAUUAUUUGGUAUCCUUGAAACUAUAUAUGAUUUUAUUUGUUCAAGCAAAAAUAUAGUGUCACUUUUUGAAAAACACCAAAAAAUGUUGUAUCCUGGUAAAUCUAUACGUCGACCAAAGAGAGUUGAAACAACCCGUUGGAUGUCUCAUAGUUAUGCAUUAAAUAACAUUUUAUCUACAUAUCAUGCUCUUCUUGAAACAUUGGAAGAGCUUAUGAAGCCUGGAAAGCUAGUGAUCGAAAAGAAAUUAGUCAAGCCAAGAAGAUAUGCAGAAGAAUCAAUAGAAGAACCAAUUAUAGAUCCAGUGAAAACAUUUAAGAUAAAGACAUUUUUGCCCAUAAUAGAUGUAACUAUAACACAAAUCUCAGAUCGAUUUAGUGAAAGAUACCUCAAAAGAGAAUACUUACAAUUUUCACAUGAAUAUUGGAAUUUUGAAUGCAUAAAAAAACUUCCGGAAAAUUUUUACAAUUCAAGUGAUUAUUUACUAUCAGAUAUUGAAAAUAGUAGUGAUAGUGAAGAUGAAGAACAAGAAAACAAGACUAAAAAUAGUGUGUUUGAAAAUGUAAGAACAUUAAAAAUUUCACUAACAUUACCUACAUCUAGUGCAUCACCUGAACGAAUAUUUUCUAAAUUGAAAUUGGUUAAGAAUAAAUUGAGAAGUACAAUGAGUGCAGAAAGAUUGGACGGACUAAUGUUGAUAGCUUGUGAGACUGAUAUUCAUAUCGACGAAGAUAAAGUUUUUGAUAAUUUUGCAAAUUCAAGUACAUAUCUAAAAAAUCAACUUAUUUAA
Molecule: messenger RNA, 1137 nt
Organism: Aphis gossypii (cotton aphid)
Lineage: Eukaryota; Metazoa; Arthropoda; Insecta; Hemiptera; Aphididae
Exons: 4
Coding region: 1-1137 (378 amino acids)
Molecular function (GO): protein dimerization activity
Source: RefSeq, a predicted model, not a curated record